Messenger RNA from Pleurotus ostreatus (oyster mushroom), 726 nucleotides. RefSeq lists its product as uncharacterized. The record is from RefSeq and is a predicted model, not a curated record. The coding region runs from base 1 to 726 and encodes 241 amino acids. Lineage: Eukaryota; Fungi; Basidiomycota; Agaricomycetes; Agaricales; Pleurotaceae. The transcript is spliced from 10 exons.
AUGAACAUUCUACAACUUAUCAACAUCGCACAGAUCCUCGCUGGCAUCGCCUAUGCCCUGUACACAAUGUGCAGGAAUUAUAUCCAGCUCAAUCAGAGGAUGCGAGCACAGGCAGUGCGGAAGCCCAAGUAUGUCGCGGGGUUCCAGGCCGCCCAUGGAUACGCACUGCCAUCACCAACGCGGGCCUCCUGGCUGCCCAUGCUGGCGUGGGGGUCUCACAUCAUAGUCAUCUACAUGUGUGGGCUUCCUUGCUGGCCACGGACUCCCCAGUGUGAGUCUUCUGUAUGUCUAUCGUACAUGCGGGGUUUCUGGAAGGCCACUAUGUUCACUCCACUACCGUGGGCAUCCUGGCAGCCCAUGCUGAUGUGCAGGAGUCCAUUCGUGUGCAUCGCACGUCGUGGUGAGUCCUGGACCAUCGUGCUGACUUGCUUUCACCCACAGGACUUCUCAUCCUUAUACAUUGCGUACUUACUCAUAUCAUGGGCUUCCAAGCUGCCCGUGGUGAAGGGAGAGGCCCAUAUUGUGUGGCCUCCAUGCGUGGGCGUCCUCGCAGCCCACCAUGACUGGGGUACAUACUUUAUACGUAGCAUACACCCCACCACAAACACGGGCUUCCUCGCUGCCCACACUGACAUAGCGUGGCCAUCCAAGCAGCCCAUGCUUGUACUGAGAGUGUUUCGUUACUCCCAAGCAAGUGUGGGCGGCCUGGAUGGCCGUGCUGAGUGA